AAAAAGUGUUUCCCCUUUCUAUUAAAGAAGUAGCCCUCUGCAUACAGUCAGAGUAGAAUUUGGAUAGAGAAAUGAACAGAUUGAUCUUCAAGCCCAGGACUUCAGUCCUGCUAGUACUAGUAGCCUGUGUACUGGUAUUAUACAUAUUCCUGAGAAAAAAAAAAACAGAUUCAGUCCACCAUGAAAGAAUGCAUGCAGCAUUAUCAGCACCUAAGACAAAUUUACCUAAAAAUUCAUAUGAUGUAUUCUUCAGUAAAUUUGAAGACCAAACAUUUUCUCAAGAGAUUGUGAGAAGUGGACAAGAAAUAAUGAAGAAAUCCAAGGUGGUGUUGUUUGGGAUGCUGAAUGAGGCCUACAUUCCAUUUACAUACAGCUGGUUAUGUAACACUCGUCCUAUGAACAUCCACAGCAGUGUCCUUCUACUGACAACAGACCAAAAUUCCACGAACCUUCUCAGACGGGACUGGCCAGAAAUCCAUACUGUCCACCUUGCUCUCAAUAAUAGUAAAGGCGACCAGGAGUACAGUAAAGCAGGGUACGUGAAAAUGAUGCACUUUAGGACUCAGGUCAUCAACUUACUACUCAGGAACACAAUUCCGCUGCUUCUGUUUGAGACUGAUUGUUUAUGGAUACAUAAUCCUAUUCCUGAGGUCAUUCAGGCUGUUCAAGGUUAUGACAUUUUGGCUGUGAAGCCAACACACAAGCAUGGUUACCUUGGAGGAUUCAUGUGCCUGAUGCCGGAAGUGAUAACUUUAAAAGUAUGGGGCAAGUUGUCUGAGAGAAUGCUGAGGCUGUAUAAUAGUAUCACAUAUCUCAAAGACAAGGAAAAUGUUGCUGAUGAAACAAAUGAUCAGGUAUUUUUUUCCAGCAUUAUAGAGCAAGAAAAGAAGACAAUAAGGUUAUAUGAGUUUUCAAAUAAGAAAAUUGUAGAUGGGAAAUGGUAUAUAGAUUUUACCGAGAAAGAAAGAAAAGAAAUGAAACCUUUCAUCAUAAACAAUAAUUGGGUAAGAGGGAACAAACUAAAAAUUGAAAGAGCCAAAAAAUGGGGUCAUUGGUUUGUAUCAGACAGUCUGAAGUGUAAUAUGACACAGGUGAACACAAUAGUUGAAGUUUAAUUUUUUUCAGUUUUCGGAGCGAUAUAGAAAUGACCUCACAUAAUGAAUUCCAAAACAAUAUAUUCAAAACUUAAUCAAUUCCAAGAUGUUUGAAAAGUUCAGUAU
Messenger RNA from Ylistrum balloti, 1220 nucleotides. RefSeq lists its product as uncharacterized. The record is from RefSeq and is a predicted model, not a curated record. Gene Ontology annotation, cellular component: Golgi apparatus. The coding region runs from base 72 to 1115 and encodes 347 amino acids. NCBI's taxonomy places the organism in Eukaryota, Metazoa, Mollusca, Bivalvia, Pectinida, Pectinidae. The transcript has 2 exons. Gene Ontology annotation, molecular function: glycosyltransferase activity.